Molecule: messenger RNA, 4921 nt
Organism: Bombus terrestris (buff-tailed bumblebee)
Lineage: Eukaryota; Metazoa; Arthropoda; Insecta; Hymenoptera; Apidae
Gene: Sara
Product: zinc finger FYVE domain-containing protein 9
Exons: 15
Coding region: 424-4743 (1439 amino acids)
Biological process (GO): endosomal transport
Cellular component (GO): early endosome membrane
Molecular function (GO): metal ion binding
Source: RefSeq, a predicted model, not a curated record
CAUAGUCUUUCGAACAUAAUCGAUUAAUCGAGAAUAAGAGAAUAAAUUUUUCGAUUUAUCGAUAGGAUACGUUUGCCUCUGCUGAGUUUGCAUAGAAUGACAGUUCUACAGACAAGUAGUGUGCGCAACUCAGACUAUUCUGAUUAUCCACUUUUUUUACUAAUGUCACCGACUGCGUAUUAUGGAUAAUAAAGGAAAACCUAUUUGCCAAGAUAUAUGUACUGAUUGAAGACACCUAAUGCAAAGUGAUUCUUUCUUCACGCGGAAUGACAGUGAUUCACUCUACAACAAAAUUCUAAAAUUACGUCGUACAUUUCGUUCGAACGGAUACCAUUAAUGGAAUCGUAUUUACCAUUAUCAGAAGUUGGAUAGGAAUGUUCAUUCAAUGACUUCAGAAUUGGCGUAGCUAACAUUAACGACGCAAUGGAAAAAUUCGCUAUUGAUUUGGACAAGGUUUUGGACGAUUUCGAAUUUAACGAAGACUGUGCAGAGCAAAUAGCAUCUGAUAAUCUUUCAACAAACAAUGCGUCAUCUUCUUCAGUUAAAUGUAAUUUAGAACCUUCAGCUUUAAAAGGUUAUAAUUAUCUUCUAAUAGAGCCUAAGAAAGUAAAUAAAGAAUUCGAUAUUAUAUUACCUGUAGAAAGGCAUAAAGACUUGCAACAAAUAAAUACAAAAAACAAAUGUAUUAAUGAAAAUGAUAUAGUUUCUGAGAAUCUUAAUUGUAGUACAGAACAGACAACAAUAGAAAAUACAGAUGUAAAUCAGUUUUAUACACAAGAAUGCACAAACGAUAAUAAGUCAAUACAAAAACAAUCUGUUUCAUCUUAUGAUUCUGAACAGGUUUCUUUAGCAAUAUAUAAUGAUAUAUCGCAAAAGGUAAUACAAAAACAACAAAAUAGUAACAACAGCCCAAAGAUUGACAAUAGAUAUGAUAAGAAAUUGAACCAGUCUAAUCUGAAACCUAGUGUUAGCAACGUUUUCAGCAGUUUGAAUGAGUACAUUAAUGCUCCACCUGGAAGUUCAGAUUGCAUUCAUUCUGUAUUAAAUGAUUCAGAAAUACAGUCUGAUUUAGAGACUAAGGUACCUCAGAUAAUUCAGAGCAGUGCUAAAGAUAGUGAUGAAAGUAUACCACAUGAACAGACAGUUGAUAUACCUGAUCCAACUAGAGAAAUUCUUGUUCAAAGCUAUCAGGAUGCCACAAUACCCAUAACGGUAGAAUUACCAAUUACAUAUGAAACUAACAUUAAAGAGGACGUAAAAAAUGUUCAUGUAACAAAUUUCAAACCAUUGGAAAGCAAAACAGACCCUCCUGAAAAAGUUGUUCUAAAUGAAGCUUGUAUUGAAUUAAGUAAUAAAGCAGAAAUUAAAAAUGACAAAACACAUAACUAUAAUUCUGAUAGGAUAGAUCAGGAAAAAAAUUCUAUGCUUGAGUGUACUUAUAAACAAGAUGAUUAUUAUGAAAAUGAGUCUACAACACAAUUGCAAGAUAAUGAAAGUAAAUUAAGCGUGGAAAGUAUUGGUACAAAUGAGGAACAUAGGAGCAGCUUAAAUUCAGUAUCUAAGCCAAUUGGAUUUAGUAACAUUGAUAAUUUAUCAGAAGAUGAAUUGACCAAAUAUUUAGCCGAAUUAGAAGAAGAGGAGAAAUUAAGGGAAAGCUGCAAUAAAUAUGAAAAUAUUACAAAUACAGCACAGAAUGUUUCUCAAGAUCAAAAAGAUGAAAAUAAGCAAAAUGUCCAAGUUUUCCCAGAUACUUCUGUAGAAUCUCGCAAAAUGAUAGAAUCAGAAUUAAAUGAAAGGAUAGAAAACAUUUCAGUAUCUGACUGUCAGGAAAAGGAAACGGACAAAGAAUUAUUAAAUAAUGCAUUAAUGAAGCAUGAAUCUGAUGAUCGAUUAAAUGAAGACAGAUUAAAUAAACACAAAGAUAUUUUAAGUAAUCCAAGUGGUAAAGAAUUAAAAUUGUUGCAUAGAGUUAAUAUAGCUAAAGAUGAUAAAGUGAAAUUAGAAAAUGAAUGCGUGCCUGAUACAAAAGAUAUUGAAGACAGCCAAGAAAGUCCUACAUAUAGCUUAAAUAUUAAUCAAGGAUCACUAAAUGAUGGCAGAACUGAGAUACAAUUAAAAGAGCAGAAAGGAAAUUCUACGCAAUAUAAUCAAGCUUGUGAAUUAAAAAUGCCAAGUGAUAUUGAUAAUAUUUCAGAAGAAAGAACUUCAACAACAUCUGAGCCAGAUACAUUAAUUGAUAUGACAAAACAUAAUAAUGUUAUAUCUACGUCUGUGGAUGUUUACACAAGACCAAAUGUAAGUGAUACUAGCAAUGAUUCAGAGAAGCCAGUACGUCCCCAAACGUUGGAUAUUGUUUUGUCAAACAAUAGCACAGAACACCAAGUACUUGGUUCUACAAGUGAUACACCAUCUUAUCAAAUUCAAUCAGAUACUGAUGGUAUAAAAGAGGAGCAAGGAUCUUCGCCGGAUAUUUUAGAGAAUUCUUUACCGGAAUCUGGCUCAGUUCUGGGAAAACAACCACCAUUCUGGGUUCCCGAUAGCGAUGCUCCUAGCUGCAUGCUCUGUGAUGUUAAGUUUACCGUUAUCAAAAGACGACAUCAUUGUCGGGCAUGCGGAAAAGUGUUAUGUAAUAAAUGUUGUAAUAUGAAAUAUAAAUUAGAAUAUCAAGGAAACAUUGAUUCACGCGUUUGUGUUUCUUGUUAUCAGCUUCUUACUAAAGCUGAAACAGAGCAGGGUAUGGGAGAAUGGUCUUCUGGUUAUUCCACAUGUAUGAAUAAUAAUGAUAUCAAUUCGCCCCAGGGGAGACAGCCUAAUCCAAAUAAUCCCAUGGAGUACUGUUCAACUAUACCACCCUUGCAACAGUUAGCUGGCGGCUUGCCUCCACCUCCUACGGUUAUGGUACCCGUUGGAGUCCUUAAAAGGGAAGAUGGUACAAAGAGUCGGCCUGAAAUUUCAAAAUCUGUUAUGUUCAGUGAUGGAAUAAGGCCUGGCUGUGACCUGACAGAACUAGACAUGUCGUGGGAUUUGAAACCACCAUACCGGAAAUCUGGUAGUAAGAGAAUACCAACACCUGGCUCAUCUGCACCAAGUACGUCUGUCAAGAAACAGAACCUACCACGUUUUGACCCAAAUACAGAAAGUUAUGUGCCACAAGACCCUAAUGCGCUUCCACCAACAGUAACGAUACAUAAAGGACAGGUAUCGUAUCAUGCUGUAACGGACGAGAAUCUUCUAUACAAAACGCUGAAAAAUGAAUGUGAACCACCUGUUAUGUUUGCGAUUAAUCGAAAUCUCUAUGCAUAUGUAAAAAUAGUAACUUUAAAUUGUUGUGUUAAUAAAACAUGUUGGAAUGUAACUUCGAAAGGAUUGGAUUGCGUCGGACAAGAUGAAAUUAUAUUAUUAAUCGAGGCAUUACCUGAUGAAACCCGGGUUCCUAAGGAUCUGCUUCUUUUUAUUAACCAAUUACGUCUCGAAGCUAUGAAAGGAAACAUUGUGUCCGAAUUGGGAUUUUUAAUAUACCAGGGAGGAAAUUUCUUGGAUUCUCGGGAACACGCAGGGUUCUUGUUUAUUCGACAAACAUCGCAAUGCUUGCAAAAAAUUGUAUUACCUCCUGGCCCGUACCUAUUUGGCCUCCUAGUUCACAGGUGGGAAACACCAUGGGCGAAAGUAUUCCCGUUACGCCUUGUUUUACGACUGGGCGCAGAAUAUCGUUACUAUCCAUGCCCGUUGUUCUCGGUUCGGUUUCGAGAUGCAUUAUACUUUGAAAUAGGACAUACAGUUAUGAAGGUUUUAGCGGAUUUCAGAAAUUUUGCGUACACGUUACCAAGUGUGAGGGGACUAACAAUUCACUUAAGAAACAGAAUGACGGAUGUAAUGUUUCCGAGAAAUCGAUACGAUCAAGUGAUCAAAGGUUUAAAUAAUUCGAAUGAUCACGUAUUAGCAUACGCUUCAAAUUUUAGUAUCGCUGCUGACUCACAUUUAGUCUGUAUACAAACUAAUACCGGUGAUGAAAGCACUUAUCAAACGCAAGCGAUAAGUAUCAAUAAUAAUCCAAGAACAAUAACAGGUACUAGUUUUAUCGUGAUUAACGGAGCAUUGAAAUCAUCGAUGGGUUUGUCAGCGAAAUCUAGCAUAGUUGAGGAUGGAUUAAUGGUAGAAAUAAUGCCAGAGAAAAUGGAAGCCUUGAAAGCAGCUCUAAAAAAUAUGCAAGACUUUUCGAUCGGAUGCGGUCGACAAGGAGCACCCGAGCCGGAUGAAACAGUGAACAUAAAGUGGGUCGAUAAUGACGUGCAAUUCAAUGUAGGGGUAAAAAGUCCUAUUGAUAGACGACCUAUGGAUGGUAUUCCUUCAAUCCGAAUACACAAUGGUAUUGAUUAUAAAGGAACGAGUAGAUUUAUACGAUGGACAGAAGUAUUUAUCAUUAAUUCCGAUGAUCAUCCGAAUGGUGUUCAUGAUCCUGUGGAUAUAAAUAAAUUAUCAGGAAAUAUAGCGAAAGCAACAUGUACAGCCUUAGUGAAGUUAUUGGACUUAUUAGCCAAUGCUGGUUUAACAAAGCUUGGUGUAAGAACAACUAUUCAUCCUGACAAUGUUGGUUAUGAAGCCGGUAGCGAAGGUAUGAAAUUGCCUCCAAUCUACAUGAAGAGUUUAGACAACGAAUUAAUUCAAGUUCUGCAUAAAGCAGCGCAAAGUAGUCAAGAUACGCAUAUUGUGCUUGAAUUAAUUUUUUACAUACUCGAUGAUUGAAACCUUGCUCCGCUCGCUCCUGUUUUGUUAACGUUUUUAUUAAUAUAACAUAGUAGAAAUAUAAAGCUCGUGAUGUUCGUGCACGACUGAAAUGUAUAAUUAAAAAACUCGUGGAACCACUAAAAAAUAGAUCUUUUGAGCGAAAAAUAUUUUCUAUCUGAAUACUAUCUAUCUAUAA